Messenger RNA from Trypanosoma conorhini, 948 nucleotides. RefSeq lists its product as uncharacterized. Gene Ontology annotation, cellular component: lipid droplet. The record is from RefSeq and is a predicted model, not a curated record. Bases 1 to 948 code for a protein of 315 amino acids. Gene Ontology annotation, biological process: lipid storage. NCBI's taxonomy places the organism in Eukaryota, Euglenozoa, Kinetoplastea, Trypanosomatida, Trypanosomatidae. The transcript has a single exon. Gene Ontology annotation, molecular function: lipase activity.
AUGCCGUUUCCAAACGCCAUCGUGACAUGGCAGUCUCCAAGGGAGCUGUCUUCUGUGGUGGAGGUUCUUCAGAGCUGUCCGAAUCUUUUGGAUUGCCUUUGCGAGACAUCUUUCACGGAAGCGAUGCGGCGGCCGCCAAGUCCGCACCGGAGGCUGUUUAUUCUCUUUCCAGGUAAUCCUGGCGUAGUACAGUUUUAUGAGCGUUUCGUGGAACUCAUGUCUGUACGUCGUUUGGACGUGCUUGUGAUGGGGUUUGCCGGGCACAGUGUCGUUGACCAAAACAACGGUAGGGCCUUUGAUCUUCAGGACCAGGUGGAGACAGCCGACCACUUUUUGCAUGCUGUUUUUACCCCCUACACGCUGAAGUGGUAUGGAAAAAAUAUUUACGUUGGAGGUCACAGUAUUGGGGCGUUUCUCGCGUUGCAGAUGCUAACACGUUUUUCAUGUAUUAAACGUUGCUUCUCGCUUUGCGGGGUACUUUCAAAUAUACAGAAUUCACCGAAUGGGAAACGUUUCUUUUUUCUUAGUAGCAACAUAUUGCUUUACACCCUCUUUACCUACUGGUUGGCAUUACUUCUCCUGAUGCCGAGGGUACUCUUUGCGCUGCUGUUGCGCUGGUACGCGCCCACGGUAAGGCCCUCGCUGCGGAGACUGCUGACGCGGCACUUGAAUCAGAACAUCCUCUGGAACUGCUUUGGUAUGGCGCGGCAAGAGUUUCGUCAGGUACGCGAGCUUGACAGGCCACUGAUGAAGGCCGUGGAGGAUCGCAUGGUUUUCUUCUACGUCGUCAGUGACAGGUGGGCGACACCGCAGCAUGCACGUGAGGUACAGGAGCUGUGUGAGGGGCACGCCGGCUUUGUGAUGGAAAUGGAUCCGAAUAUCCCUCAUGCCUGGUGCCUUGACCACAACGAGGUUGUGAUUGAGCGCGGCGUUAUGCCGUUUCUCUGA